Dentiscutata heterogama is the source of this 219-nucleotide messenger RNA. NCBI's taxonomy places the organism in Eukaryota, Fungi, Glomeromycota, Glomeromycetes, Diversisporales, Gigasporaceae. The record is from the annotation of a GenBank genome assembly.
AAUGAACCACCAUUAGUACCAUAUCGAAUUCCAAUUAUUGGGCAUGCAUAUAGUUUUCUAUUUGACGCUGAAAAUUUUCUCAAAAAGUGUAAGGAAAAGUAUGGUGAAACGUUUACCUUAUUCAUCUUUGGAAGGGUAAUAACUUUUACAGGACAAGAAGCUUCCCAUGAAGUCUUGAUGAAUUCUAACUUUUUUGAUUUUCAUGCGGCAUUAGAUAGG